This is a messenger RNA of Ctenopharyngodon idella (grass carp), 9865 nucleotides long. RefSeq names its product protein shisa-8. Bases 1455 to 2693 code for a protein of 412 amino acids. Gene Ontology annotation, cellular component: AMPA glutamate receptor complex; postsynaptic density; postsynaptic membrane. The transcript has 5 exons. Lineage: Eukaryota; Metazoa; Chordata; Actinopteri; Cypriniformes; Xenocyprididae. Gene Ontology annotation, biological process: regulation of short-term neuronal synaptic plasticity; regulation of AMPA receptor activity. The record is from RefSeq and is a predicted model, not a curated record.
AUUCCCGAUUGACAAAAUCAAGUCCCGCCCUACAUUUUUUAUUGUUCGGGAAGCUAUUUCACUUGGAUAAACAUCACAAUAAGGAAGAAAAGGCUAUCGCAACUUCUGUUUCAUGGUGACUUUAAAGGCUUUAGCUGACAUGCAAUUGUGGUCAUAAACACAAAAAUGGUUGGCCUGAACUGCUUUUAUGUCCCCAUUCAUGUCAAAAUCAAACCUACGCACUUGACUGACGCACAAAAAAAAAAAAAAAAAAAAACGGAAAGCAGGUUGUGGAGACAGUGAGAGCAGGUAAACAUAUGGCAAAGAGGAGGCAGGAACAGACAGAAACAGGGGGAAAUGACAGGAAUAUUUUUGAACAGUGAGAACAAAACAUGGGACAAAGGAGGGAGAAGGUGUCAAUGACAGAGAAAAAAAAGGAAGGGGGGGGGGCAAGUCAGCAAACGAGAUACGCUCAUUCGCUCACGAGACAAACUGAGUGAGAGAGAGAGAGAGAGGGAGGGAGAGGGAGAGCGCAAGCCACUAUCAUUCGUUCCUGACUCCACACGGGAACACACCAUCCCUGGAACACGGAAUCAGGCAGGCUGGGAACGGAGAAACAGGAAUGCACUGGGACGAAAAAACUGAGGAGAAUAAAGAUUACCUGCCAUCUGUUGGUCUGCCUCACUCAUCUGUCAUCCACUGUCACUUUUUCUUUUUCUGAGGAGAACUUCUUCAGAGCCUCCAGUGAAAACACAUACAUAUAGAGAUAUAUCUAUAACAAUCCUAUACAUAUAUCAAUAUACAGUAUGCCUGUUUUCAUAAACAGCGUAUGGGGGACAGAACUGAGCAGAAGGAAGACACCUUGAUUGUGAAAACAAAAGCGUCAGGAGGACUAAAGAACAACAGAUAUUCCUUUGAGGGAACAGAACGGUGGAAAACACAGAAUGACUUGUAGAUUACCUACGAACUGUAGCGUGAGGCAUCUCUUCCUCGCUGGCAUCACGCAAUGUUCGGUAGGACAAAGAUCACGGAUAAGGCUUGAUUCCAACGCCGUGAUUCCUUCAGGCUUCUGAAUUGGAAUUCUACCAAGUGCUGUUUUUUUAUUCUCGGGCCACGAGACAGUUUGUCUCAAGGUGAGAUCCUUGAAUCUGGAGUCUCUCCAAAGGGGAGGAAUCUUGCUCACUCUCGCUCUCUCCCUGUAGUGAUGACAACAGCGAGCAUGUUGUGUGCUGAAGUGGCGUGGAAAGCUCUCCGUCUUGUUCACUGAUGAGGGCUGCUUUCCCUGUAUCAGCUUGCCGUUCUCUUAGGAGCCGGACAACAAGUCAGCAAUAAACCUGCUCUAAACUUGGAGACAUAACUCUUUGCUCAGCAAACUUGCUUUUUUGGUUCACAUUAACUACACUCCACUAGCUUAAUUGUCCCCAGUGGCGCUGUUGCAUUUUUGGAUACGCAUUGUGGGAUUACUAAAGAGGACCAUGGCUGCCUCACACCUGUUUUUGAAUGUGUUAACUGCUAUUUUGCUGUUGAGCUACGUUUCUUACGGUCAAAAAUCCAACACUGCCAGCACAGGUGUGCAAGCCACCAAUCGGACGGCUGCUCCGUCUGGUGCUCCAGAGGUCACUCUUGCGACCCCGGGGUCAGACGCAGAGGAAAUCCCAUCAGCCGGGAGCCGUUGUUGGGGUUACUACGACGUGAUGGGGCAAUGGGAUCCUCCGUUUAACUGUAACGCGGGAAUCUACCUGUUCUGCUGCGGCUCCUGCUACUAUCGAUUUUGCUGCCAGUUCAAGGUCCACAGCCUGGACCAGACGUCUUGUUCCAACUACGACACGCCGGUGUGGGCCAACACCGGCAAGCCGGCAGCUCCGGUGACGGAUGUCCAGGAGGAACCGGAUCGAGACCGCACUCACAUGAUCGUGUACAUAAUAUGUGGAGUGGUGGCCAUCAUGGUGCUGGUUGGGAUCUUCACCAAACUGGGCCUGGAAAAAAGUCAAGGAGGACAGACGGACAUGACAAACUCCAGGGCUCUGACAGAACUGCUGAAACAGCCAGGCGAGGCCGGGGGCGUGGACAGAGGAGGAGGCCACCACCCAAUCGGAUCCAAUGGCAUCUCUGGCAGGUCAAUGCGCACCAACAACGAGCAUAACCACCUGAAUAACGUCACGCUUCCUCCUUUGAGUCCUGCAAUGGCUCUAUCCCAGCCACACAACAACCUGGGCUACAACAAAUACUCCUCUCUCAAGACUAUGGACACUACAGCAAGGGAUUACUACCCCAAGAGCUACCCUAUGAUGGAUUACACACACCGCCAAUCCUCGCCUGCAACCUUCCAGCCCAUUGCUUUCCACCUAAAAGAUAAACCCUUCCUUCCGCCUCCAGACAUACAUACUCCUUUGGCCAUCACCAUUACAUCGGCCCAAGUUCCCAAGCCCAAGAUCUCCAAGACCAAUACACACCCACUCACCUCGACCUCGGCCUUCAAAGUCUGGGACCCCAACAAGAGUCAUGUCCAACAUCAGGUCCCUCUUAUGGCACAGUCACAGCCACCACUGUCCCAACCUAACUGUCGGCGCCAGGCCUUCACCAACAAGCGGCAGUUUAGCAUUGAGACUCUUCCAGAGUUGUUCACCCAGCCUCUGGGGUACGGACAGUCUCCACACCUUCACCCGAAACACAAGGGACUGCCCACGAACAGCAAAACGGAAGUGACAGUCUGAGGGGAAAGUCUAGAAAGGACACAAACACAAGAAAGCAUGAUUUUGAUUAGACACUGCAACUGGAUGGAUGUGAAAGCUUCUGCACAUGUGUUUCAGUUAUAUUUAUAGUAUAUUCCCUCCUUGUACAUGUUUUGGACUAGAUUUAUAUUCAUUGUACUAUAAUAUAGAGAACCGGAGAGGAGGGGUUGCAUGGUCUUGAUUCUGAUUCUCGAUGGGCCUUGAAUCCCUGGUGAUCCAACUUCCCUCUAAAAUUCUGGCCUUGUACUGCUGGCCUUCAGAUGUCUCUUGUGGCCCUGACCCAUGUGUACGAUAGCAAAAGGCAGGAGCCCUGCACCUCAGGAGCUUCACACCCUUUCAGACAAGGCCAUUGUGCUGUCAACUUCUAUCAGCCAAGAGCUGCCACACAGUGAGUUAUUAUUCAGACAAUUCUAGACCACUAAGGACAAAGAACAGCGAGGAAGCAUAAGGAAGAGGACAUUGAAGAAACCAAGGUGUCCUGUGAGAGAGAAGAAGAGAGGGAGAGAGUUUAUGAUGUCCAAGGGUUUGUUAUUUCAGUCAAUGGAUAAGGGUCUAGGUGAAAUCGGCAAAGUCCAAUGUCCCUAGGACUCUUUACCUCAACACCUUCAUCAAAGGAUGCAGUCUUGUCUAGGGAGCGGAACACCAACAUCACUUCAAGUCAUAGCUAUUCUGGCUGCUUCUAUUUCAAACUCUUGUUCGAGAGGUAAAGACAAGGUCAAUGAGCAAGUCUCUAUUACCGACAGACCUCAAGAGAGACUUUUCAGGGGACAAAAGUUGCCCGCAGAGAUAAGGUGCCAUAGUGACGGAGGAGCACACAUCUAGGUGAACAAGUCCGGCAAUGUCAUAUGUAGCACUGCCAAAACAACUUUCCUAAAAUGACCAAUGUGUAUUCUUUGCAAUAUCUGUCAAACAGCCUGCUUCCUCUGAAUACUUCCAAAUGUAAAUAAUUACGCUUCUGGUGAAAGCAAGAACCUAUUUUACCGAUCGUUUGGUGGCCAAAUCUAGCAUGUAGCGGCAAUACCUACACCUUGUAGCAUCCUAAUGCACACGGCGUGGAAAACUAUUAAAUAUGGUGCUGGGCAUCGGUUUCAGAGUGAAGAGUUUAGGUGUCUCUGGAAUUGCUCAAGAGACCAGGGAAAAUGGUAGCAAUGCUAGGCCUAUCCGUCCUCUCUCGCCUGGGGCCAAAUGACUGAUGGACACAGCUGUCAAACUCACUCACUCUCUGCUCUUCCAAGCUGUUCCCAGCCAGGCGUUUGGCUGCCACACUGCCACAGAACAGCAGGGGGCGCUGUAAUUGAUGACGGCCUGCUUCUAAUACAGCAGAUCCAAAAAUAUGUUCUCCAACGCUUUCUGUAGACUUGUUCUUUUCUUGUCUGUUUUGUCUUUUUCAUCCACAAAGGAUCUGAAUGGAGAUUUAGCGUUCUUGCUCGAAGACAAAUGCAAGGCGACAAAACAAAAUUUAAUUAUGCACCAAUUUAAAGGAGACCUGCAGAAAUGUCUGAUGGCGACCUCUUGCUUCUUUACAUGACAAUAAAGCAUCUGUGUACUGAGCAAACAGAUGUGUCUAAAAAAAUAGCACACUUUGUUUGAACAGCCUUGUGAGAUUUUACGGGCCAAUGACAACUAAUGUACAAGCCACCUAGGGACUUAUUCAAGAGUGUGAAAUGUUCAGAGUUCAACGAAACUGCUCCUUUGGGCUGCUUGCAAAUAAAACGGCAAGAGGCAGAGAUGGAUUAUUGAACUCGGAACGAGAACACUAGAUUCCAUUAUACUCAUUGCAGUACACUUUACAGCAAUUGAGCUUGUAAUGAACUAUAAAAAGGGACAAAAAAGGAAGUUCUCUCUCUCUAUUCUCACCAGAUUCAUUUUGGAGUUAAUUUCAACUUCUGGACCAACUCCAGGGACAGCAGCUCCAAAAAUAUGACAGCAAAUACAGUUACAGCAUGUUCCUGGAUGGCUAUUUUCAACCGUUGAAUUGAUGCGAGGAUGUAUCAACAUGCUCUCAUGGGUCAGCGUUGAGUCAAACUAUCCUGAGCUACAGCAGUGCUUCAUUUUGUCUCGGUGGCAAUGACUCCAGAGUGUCAUUGGGUUUCAGGGGCAAACCCUGGAGGACAGACACGACUGGCACAGAGAUGUCAAGCGAUGCCAAGGUGAGCCAGCUACACAACCCUCUGCCUGGAACGGAGCCACUUUGUCGGCCAGGAGGUCAUAAAGUCUGUCUUUGAGGAAUGCUCGAGAAGAACAGAGUAGAUUUAUCUGUCAAUAAAACCACAGUGACAAAGAUCAGCUUAAAACCUGAAUCAAAUGAGGAAUAACUUCCUGGAAUAAACUUUGUACAAAUCAAGUACAAAUCAAAGCACUGGAUUGGUCAGGUUACCUCUUUAAUUCUGCAGGUUAAGGACUAAAAAGUGAAAUCAAGUGUUGUUGAGUGCAUUCACAUCUGUUACAAAGAAACACAAGCUGUAAAUAUCUUCUUCCGAAUUCCUUCGGUGUGAAGACUCGUUUCCAGUGGUUAUUUUAAACCACCCAAAUAAGCUGAAUGACUGUUGUUUCUGAUUUCUUCUUAACAUACAAGUGUUCUACCUGUGAUGUGAAUGCCACCGGGUAGCAUUUUAUCUUUAGCAAUAUAUGAUGUACUUUUUACUGUUUAUGUACUAUUUGCAAUGUUGUUUUUUUUGUACCGUAAGCGUAAAUGGAAUCAGAGUCGAGUCUGCCGCAGUUGACAACCAUUUGAUGGAGAUGAAGUGCUUCCGAAUUUUAACACCCUUCUCACUUUCCUUACUAACUUAAAAGAUGUCUUGCCAUAUUUUAAGCUUGCGCUAUAUGUAUAAAGCAUAUGCUUUAUUUAAUCAUUUUUAAAAGAUGUAUUAUAACCAAUGCUUGAAUGACAUCUUAGUUGCCAGUCCAGAGACAUGUAAUAUGUAUAUUAGAGAAUCACAUUGUUCCCAUUUGUUUGAUGGCUCCAUUCGUUUGGUGGUAUGUUUGACCAGUCUAAUCUUAUGCACUAUUCUAAGCUGUACCUUUUGUCGAUGUAUAAUUAGGAUGAAUUCUACUAAGGGCUUUUAAAGAGGUGUGUGCUCUUAAGAGGAGUUGCCCGUGUUGAACAUGGAAAGGGUUAGUUUUUCCCAAUGCAAUGAGGAGUGCAACUGCUUGUGUUGAGUGGACAGAGUUUACUUUGGUGAAUUCUGUUUUGUGAUCAAAAGUUGAGAAAGUUUCUAGCUGUAACAUACUCAUAGGUUGUGUAAUACCAUCCAUCGCGAAGCAAAAAAUGUUCCCUUCUUAAGAAAACAGGAAUGUUCUUGUUUGAACCCAGAAAAGAUAUGCAAAAACGCGUUAAGGGUAUAUGAGAGCUUAUUACAGGCGUGGAAAAAGACAACUGCUCUAAGAUUGAACUUACCAGCAUUAAAGGAAAUCCAAAGCCAGCUACAGCACUGCAGGUUGAUCCUAAUUAAAAGUCACUGGUUACAUCAUCGAUAAAAAGAACGACAGGAAGACUAAUUAGGCUUGAACAAGGCCAGGUUUUUUUACCGCAACACUAGCAUUGAGAAAUAUCUCCUGUCACAUUUGUGUUUUACAUGUUUACUGAUUAUAUACGCCCGUUUAUUCAUACAUCAGGUUUAAAAGAGCAAAAAGUUUAAUAUAUAAAAAUAAUGUGUAAAAAUGUAUGUAUAUGAUGUGAAUAUAAUGCAGCAUUAGUUUACAGCCUUUCACAAAUACACACACACUCUAGAGCUGAGGAUUUGACAUUGUAAACACAGUGUUUUGUGCGUGUAAACUUUUUAAAUGCUUUUCUAGGUGCAGCCAGCUGAUGUUACAUCAUGUCCUAAGGGUGUGACACAACGCGUUUCCAAGUAAUUUAUUUGUCCAAAAUGCCAUGCAAACACUGCAACAGUGACAGCCUGGUUUCUGGAAGUAUUAUUUCCAAAUGAUAUUUCAUUGAACCAAGCAAAUGGCUCUGAGAUAAAUCAUUAAAUCAAUAUUUAGGCAAAAAGUAUUUUGAAUUUAAAAAUGGGAAAAAGAAACAAAAGCAUAAGACUAUACUUGGCAUUUUUUUGAAGUGAUGAAGUUCUCAAACCAAGAAGCACUGCAAAUGAUGUAACAAAAUCAGCAAUAAUGGUACAAUGUAAAAUGAUUCAUUAUCAAAGUCAUUGAUUAUCAGAAAUAGUAUUGAGUAUUAUGCUUGAAAAUAUUCAAACAUAAAACUUUAAUUAUGCCAUUAGCAGCGCUUUAUGGGAUCAAAGGGGAUUUUACUACCUGUUGUGCUCUAGCAAGCAGGAUUUUGGACCAAUAAGAUCUCACUGUUGGCGGGGCUACCCAACACAAUGCUAUAAUAGUCAUGUCUGGUUAGGACACAGGUUCCCUUGCUGAGAUAAACAAAACAGUAUACUCUUUCCCUUCCUUUAGCUCUAUGUCAUCAGCAUUCACUCUCUCUUUUCCACUCAUCCUAGCUUCCUCUUCUAACUCCUCAAGGCUCAAUGGACGUUCACAUUAAAUUCGAUUAAAUUGUUGGGAGUCACAGAGUCUACACUGUCUGCAUUCUUAAUGGUAGUCACUAUAUUACAUGGUAGUUUAUUUGCAUAAAAUUGAACCUACCUUAACUUUAGGGUUGUUGUCGUUUGUGUCACCCAGUUAAUUGUCAUCCCUCAAUAAAAAUGGCAAAUCACCGUCAGUGUGAACGUCCAGUCACCAUCCAUCUUCAAAAUGACAUAAAUGUACACACAGGACCUGUAGACAGGGGUGUAAGAAAUACUGAGAAAAUAUACUUUUGUAUGGGUACUGUGUCGAUCAAUAUCACGAUUUUUGAUCAUGGUGAGCAUAAGAGACUUCUUUCAAAAUUAAUUAAAAUUCGACAUCAAACCCUUGAACUGUAGUGUAAUUGUACAUAGCUUCAUUUUGACAUUUCAGACUUUCUUUAGUAAAGUAACUUUGAUGCAAAGCAACCUAUUUAAUCAUAGUUGUCUUCAGUGUCCCGAAUAUAUGACUCUAGGACACUAAAAUGCGUUUAGUGCUAAACUGAAAUCAUUAUUCUGAAACGUAAACUGUGCAUUGUGCAGAUCGAACAUGUUUGAGUCAAUUUCAUCUUCAACAAUGGUUACAAUACGUUGUGGUGAUUGAUGAGAUGUUUUUUAACAAGGAUGAAUGACCAUAGUUUGACCAAUUACAGUACAUUUUACAUUGAUUUUACUGCUUGUUUCUCUGGAUUCCGGGACCUUGAUAUGCCUUUUUUAGUUAAAUAAAUUAUAUAUUCUUAAUAAAAGAACAGAAAAGAAUUUCCAGAACAACACUUUAGUGACGAAGCACACAACAUUUUCAAGUACCUUAUACCCUUGCCUACAGGAACCCGAGCAGCCAGAAACUGAUCAUCAAACUUCAACUACUGCACCAUCUCACACUUGGACAGUUUCAUUGAUUAUAAUCUAGUUUUGUCGCAUCACUCACUUGCAGUGUAGACCUCAUAUUACAGUAGUCUCCCUCUCCUUCCUUCUCUCUCUGUCACUGUCUCGUUUGUGUUUGUUCCUCCGUCUCUCAUCGGAACAGUAGGAGGCGUAAGUCUCAGCUGUCGGUGAUAUCUAAGUUAAUAUGGGUCUCCUGAGGCUGGGGAGAGAGAGAAAUGGAGGAUAAUACAGUACAUGAUGAUGAAGAACUGUGGGUGGAGAGAGGAGAUCUGUCAUCCUCUCCUCUCGUUUCCAUGUACUCCAUCUCUUUUGCUUGUCUAAUGCCCCAUUUCCAUAUCUGCCAUGCUUUUUUUCCUCUUUAAGUCUGGCUGCACUUUGAGGAGAUGUUGAAUAAUUCAGAGAAAUAAAAAUUUACAGGAUGGUGAAAGAGAGAGACAGUCAGAGAAACACAGCUGUAGAAAGCACAUGAAAAACUGGCAAUUCAAAUGUGAAGCUGGAAUGCACCUAUUUGAGUUGAACCACAAUUUAUUGUCGUAUAAGUGUGUAAGUUGUACGUUUUUAGAAGACAUUUAUGGACUGUUAUGAUGUCUGGGAAGGUUUGGCUUGACUAUUAAGGAAUAUCCUAUGUUCGAAACAAGCUUAAGACCCUGUGAAUUUGCUUGAUUAGCACCAUUUGGUGCCCUGUGUUGACAUUUUCUAUUGAAACAGAAAGUUUGAGUGGGGCACAAAAUCUCAUCCCCUUUUUUUUUUUUUUUUUUUUAAAUAGCUAACAGGAAUGAAUCAUGAUUUGCUACAGGUGGUAUCAGGGGGCGGGGCAUUCUCAUUCUACAGAUCUGAUUGGACAAAAAUCUGUUCAGUGCAGGAUGACUCAACAAUAUUUCUAAGAAACUCUUAGACAUUUUUUUAAAUGGAAAGUUGUGAAUGUGCAAUAUGUGCUAGCUAUUUUUAGCAACUUUUAGGAAUACAUUAGCCUAUAGGUUGUUUCAAAAGCUAUCUGACAUGGGUUAAAAACAACAAAAACUAUUUUCAUUGGGUCUUGAAGCUAUCAUCAAAAACAUCUGUAAGCUUCUGUCGAUAACCUUAGAAAAUAUUGUAAUUACAACCUAAAACAAUUUAAUGCAUUUACAAUGGAAGUCUAUAGCAUAAACAUCACCAUUUCAAAAGUAUAAAUGCUAAACCUUAAGAUUAUGUGUGUUAAAAUGUUUGAUAUUUCUUACUAACCUUGUCUGUGAAGUUAUAUCCAAAUGAACUGCUGACAGACUUUAAACUUGUUUUGAGCUAGUAUAUUCCUUAAAAGAUUUACAGAACACUGACUACUAAAACUGUCUAAUAAUACAAACUACAAAUCCCAUGAUUUAAUGCAACAAUUGUUGUAACCAUCAGGUAGAAAGAUGUCUGUAAAUGCUUUCUGUUAGGUCAGCAUGAGAUCUACCUUAUUCAAUAAAUAAAUAAUGAUUAUUAUUAUUAUGAAACAAAUUUUUUACUAAGCAAUGAAAUGACUGAACAUAUGGUAGAGGAAAUGUGAUGUUAAUGAUAACAAGAGCAAUGAUGAUGAUGAUAAUGGCAACAGUAAUCAUGCCUACACAACAGCAAAGAAAAUGCCAAUUGUUUCUACGACACUAGUUGCAGUUUAUAAGGAACAUACGGACAUGGUCCAACUGAUUUAAUGGCUUUUUAAACAUCUCUUUAUAACAGAAACAUUGUUAAGUGUUCUUUGUAUAAACUUGUUUAAAAAAUAAAAGGCAGAGUGAAACACUC